Dama dama (fallow deer) is the source of this 4178-nucleotide messenger RNA. It is a transcript of the gene TLCD2, whose product is annotated as TLC domain containing 2. Gene Ontology annotation, cellular component: plasma membrane. Lineage: Eukaryota; Metazoa; Chordata; Mammalia; Artiodactyla; Cervidae. The record is from RefSeq and is a predicted model, not a curated record. The coding region runs from base 159 to 953 and encodes 264 amino acids. Gene Ontology annotation, biological process: membrane assembly; phospholipid homeostasis; regulation of membrane lipid distribution. The transcript is spliced from 4 exons.
UUAAAGCCGAUUCCGAAGGCGGAGCGGGCGGGGGAAUCUAGGCACCCAGCCUUGCGGGGAAGCCUGCUAGCAGUCCCCGCAGCGGGGUGUUGGAUGCGUCGGGGCUGAGAGCCCGGGAGCCCCAGGGACCGAUCCGGACCUAGCCCGCCCGCCAGGCCAUGGCGCCCUCUGGGCUCCUCGUCACCGGCGCCUCCUUCGCUGCCUUCCGGGGGCUGCACUGGGGGCUGCAGCUACUGCCCACGCCGGGAUCUGCCGCCCAGGACCGUUGGAAGUGGCGGAACACUUGUGUCUCCCUGGUCCACAGCCUGCUUACGGGGGCCGGGGCGCUGCUCGGGCUGUCGCUGUACCCUCAGAUGUCCGCCGACCCGAUUCAUGGCCACCCUCCCUGGGCUCUGGUGCUGGUGGCUGUCUCUGUGGGUUAUUUCCUGGCAGAUGGGACUGACUUGUUCUGGAACCAGACCUUGGGCCAGGCCUGGGAACUUCUUUGUCACCAUGUGGUGGUAGUGAGCUGCCUCAGCACCGCCGUUCUGUCCGGCCACUACGUGGGCUUCUCUGUGGUGUCUCUGCUCCUGGAGCUCAACUCCACCUGCCUGCACCUACGACAGCUGCUGCUGCUCUCUCGCCAGGCCCCAUCCCUGGUCUUCAGCGUGACCAGCUGGGCCACCCUGGCCACCCUGGCCCUCUUCCGCCUGGUGCCACUGGGAUGGAUGAGCCUGUGGCUGUUCCAGCAACGCCACCAGAUCCCUCUUGCUCUGGUCAUCCUUGGUGGAACUGGACUGGCCACUGUGGGUGUCAUGAGCAUCAAUUUGGGCGUCCACAUUUUGGUCAGUGAUGUUUUGCGAUCUCGGCCCUGCCCACGCAUCCUUGGAAACAAGGAAACCAGGGGCACCAGGACAGAUUGUGAUGGUGAGUCCAUCACCAGGGAUGAUUCCACUCUAAGGCUGAAAGACUGAGCCUCAGGCUCCUCCUCUGCCAGGCCUGGGGGAGGAAAGACCAAGACCAGGAGACGCUGGUCUUCAAUGCACUGUCCCCCAGGGACAAGGCCUGGACUGGGUUUUCAGUAUCUCAGUUCCUCUUCCAGCUAACUCCUGCAUUCCUAGGAUCUGAGGAGAAAUGCUAAUAUUCAUGGAUGGGUGGGAACCUGGGCUACUGUUCACUGAAUCCCAUCAUCAGACAACUGCCCUUUUCAGCAAAUUAAUUCCAGAGGUACAGUCUGUGCUACCAAUAAAGGGUAGUGGGAGGCAUGAAGCUGGAUGAAACUGCCAAUGGGAACAGAGACUCUGCUUUAGCACAGGAACAGAUGAGGAAAGUGGAAGUCCUUCUAGGAUCAGAAAGAGAUCUGGUCAGAAGGGGUGAAGAUCAGAGAGAAGAGAGACCUCAUCCAUGACCAAAUUAUGGCAGAGGGAGGAGGGUACAACAGGUGCUAUGUGUAACCAGUAGGGAUGGACAUAACAGUUGCCAAGAGACAAGAAACUGGUGAUGUUUCUGGUUCUCAAAACUACAUUAUUCUGUUUGUGUUUCAACCUAGUCUGACUGUGUCCAGCAUCCUCCUUUUACCUUUUUUUUGGUGUCUUUGGACCUUUUCAAAGAAAAUGCAGAUUCUUGGAGGAAUUCUGAGAUUCAUUACAGGAAUGAGCACCUGUCUAGGUCUGUCUUCUCCAGACUGUACUAAAGUCUAGAGCCAUAGCAGGAACUCCACCACCCAUUCUGGGUGCCCCAUAUAGGAUCUUCCCAAGCUCAGGCUUUCAUGGAAGAAUGAGGUCAGAGGCAGAAGCAAAUGAGAUGAGGCUCCCACUUGGAAGCAGAAGCAUUAAGGAAUAUCUGACUCUCUUCUGGGAUUAAUUUGCAAGCUCUCCUUUCUCCUCUGCUGCUUUUACUUCAUUUUCUUUUUUUUUUUUUUCUAUUGCACAAGACACCUCCCUCUGCAGGCAGAACAUCCAGGUUGUAUGAAGUAUAAGCAGAUGAAGGUUGCAAUUCCACUAAACAAUGGGAAAGAAAUAGAUAACCCUUAAUUAUCCACAGGAAAGAUACAGGAGACAAAAGCAAGAGAAAGAUAAAAGCAAAAAGCUGAGCUAGAGAGAGAGACAAAGGGAAUGAAAGAAACAGACAUAGGCAGAUGGAAGGACAGCUAGGAAAAGAUUUGUUGCAUAGAAGAGACAGAGAGAGGACAAGACACAAUCCUUGGCAGAAAUUUCUAGAAAGUCUGUUAUAGAUGCUGAGAAGAACCAAAAUCAUAGAAUUGCUUAAAUGGUCAUAAAGAAAACAAGCAAAAUAGAAAUAAAGGCUGAUGGGAAGGGACCCCAAUGGUGGAAGAUACAGAUAGUCUGGAUGGUGAAAUAAGGUGAGUGAGUGACAAGGAGGAACCACCAGAUCCGGGGGAGAGAGGUGGUAGUGGCUGACAGAUUAGCAGAGUGAGAGGAAAGAGGUGGUAAUAGAGACCAGUGGGGGACUUCCCUGGUGGUCCAGUGGUUUAAGAUUCUGCACUUCAAUGCAGGGGGCAUGAGUUCGAUCCCUGGUUGGGGAACAAAGAUCCCAAAUGCUACAUGGUGUGACCAAAAAAAGAGAGAGAGAGAUGAAGAUUAGUCAGGGAAGCUGAGAAGCAGAACAGAAGGUAGAGGAGGCAGUCAAUGGAAAGAUUCAUUGACAGAAAAAGCAUGCAAUAUGUUGAGUUGGAGACCGGCAGAAAGACAAAGCACAAACAGCUGCAGUGCACAACACAGAGACAAGAACUGCGAGGCAGAGACUGGUAGGACGAUGAGAAGUAAGAAUAGGAAAUGUGAAAUGACACAGAAGAAAAGCAAAGGGACCAAAGAGAAUAAGAAAAAAAGGGGAAGUGGGGGCAGAACGAUGAAAUAAACAUUCAAAGAAAAAAGCUAGGAAAAAGAGGGAACAUAUAGAUAGAUAGAGGAAAAAACAGAGAGGGGGACAGAGAGAGAGAGGGAUUGUGAGAUAUCCCCAUCAAAGAGUCAUUAGAACCAAGGCACAAAGGGGGAAAAUGACAAAUAGAGACAAGGUGAAACUGCAACAGUUGGAAGUAAGCACAGGCAGAAAAUAAGAGCAGAGGGUUUGAAUGUAGUCAGACUAAAACCAGAGUUGCAAAGGUGUAGAAAUUGAGAUAGAGACUUCUUUUUUUUUUUUUCUCAGUCAUGCCAUUUGGCAUGCGGGAUCUUAGUUCCCUGACUAGGAAUCAAACCUGUGCUCUCUGCACUGAGAGAGUGGAGUCUUAACCACUGAACCACAAGGGAAGUCCCAAGACUUAAUAUAGUAGUAUCUUUAAAACUCAAUUGUUAUUUUAACCAAAUGCCUUGAUUAACAAAAACAUUGCCUUGAGCUUUCAAAGAAAAAUGUGACAAACGAUGGGAGGAAUCUGUUCACAAACUAUGUGUUGAUGUCAAUACUGGAUCAUUCCAAUCCCUACACCUUUUCUUUAGUUGCUGUCAUGAAUUCACGGUUCAAGUGAGUUCCCCUCUCGGGGAAACUUGGUAGUACCUGUGAAGGGUGCCCAAGAUGGAGAGAGGAAAAACCAUCAUAGAGGGAAAUAUGAGGUGAAAAAUGGCUAUUCCUAUGGGUUAACUCUUAAAACACAGCAAGUGAUUGAGCUACCUGGGGUGGGGGCAGGAGCAGGAUGUAAGUGGAUACCUGAAGAUUUUGGGAUCACACACAAUUUUCCAUCACGGUGACCCAGUGAAACUUUAGGAGAGCGGGACUGGACUGUGAUUAUAAUUGAGUAAGUGAACAUCUCAUCAACUGGUGUUAUAUAUGUUGUAGACCAGAUAUAAAUGAUGUGAAUCAAAGAGGCAUAGUCAGUUGAGAGCCUAGAAAAGAGAAGCUAAAAAAUGCAGAGGUUUGCAGAUGCUAAAUUUGGUAAAAUGAGUUGGGUUGCCAUGGUGGAGGUUGGCAGAUGCUAAAUUUGGUACAAUGAGUUGGGUUGCCAUGGCGGUGCUCUAGCAGGCCUCACCAUGGCCCAGUGAAGUGGUCCUUAAGACUGACUCCGUGCUUACCUGGCAGGGGAGAUAACAUGAUCGCAAAGAUUGACUCCAUGCCCACUGAACUACUGGCAGACAAAUUCUUUGUCCUUUGGCAUAGGGGAGAGGAUGUCCUGGAUGGGAAGCAUUGAUAUUUUAUGGUCUCAGAACACUAUCCUGAUCAAAAAUUAAUAAACUGCUAUGUAAAUAAGA